GACGCACACUCAAAAAUCAGAAUUUAGCAGUCCACAGUGCACACUGCAUUGCAUUAAUUGCUAUGGCGUAUUUGCGCACAGUUGUGAAAGGCUUGUGCUGAUUGUCAGUAGCGAAAUUUACGGGUCUUCCUGAUUUGUUUGUCCGUAAUCCGCGAAAAUGUAUCAACAAGGUGCACAGACUCGGAAUUUCAUUAACACCAAACUCCUAAAGCAUUAUGGAAAACUGCAACCUCUUUCGGCCACGCAGUUUAUAGAAAUUUGGAAUCACUAUGACAAAGAUGGCAACAAUUAUUUGGAAAACCAGGAGAUUGACUCUUUCUUGUACGACUUCCUAAACUCAGCGCUGAGCAAAACAAAAGCCAAGUUGACACAAAUGGAAGCAAAAGAGCUCAAAGCGGAAUUUCUCAAGGAGUUCGAUCAAAACAAAGAUGGGAAGAUCUCUGUUACGGAACUAUCGUAUAUACUUCCAGCUAGACAGCGGUUCUACCUUCUAUACAGGCUCGGCAAUCAGCAUGAAAACAAUUCACAUGGUGCAAAAGAUUACAUGGAGACGUGGAAAAAGUAUGACAAAGAUUUAAGUGGAUUCAUCGAGAAGGAUGAGCUCAAGUCCUUUCUUGGUGAUUUGCUGGCAAAAGUCAAUCCGGAUGGAGCUGCAAAUGAAAAAAAGCUGGAGCGAUACACACGAGAAAUUAUGGAAAUCUUUGACAUUAAUAAGGAUGGCAAACUUGAAUUAUCGGAAUUAGUCCAUCUGCUGCCAAAAGAAGAAAACUUCGUGCAAAUUGUCCUCGAUAAGGCACUAACCCUGGAUAGACUGUAUGGAAACGAUGUGAAAUUGCUAAUAGAACAUUAUGACAAGGAUAACAGCGGUACACUGGAAGCCGAAGAGCUGGAUAACUUGUUACGUGAUGUCUUAGUGGCAUCACAAACGCCGGGUAAAACCAUUUCGGCUGGUGAUGUCCAAGAGCUGAAGGCUUCCUUGAUGAAGGCGUGCGAUUUGGACGCCAAUGGACGACUCAAUGCCAAAGAGCUGUCCGUUUUGCUCUUGGCCAUUGCUAAUUCACAGCGAAGCGGUUAUGAUUUUGAUCGAGAUUUUCGCGAAUCUAACAAUGAGGGAUCACGUAAUAACGAUUCCGCUGGUCUAAACUACGUAGAACGACAGAAUGAACCCAUUACCCAAAAUACCGGAAACGGCAGUUCGGCAAACACAUCAGCGGACGAAUUUACUACCCGCGUGCGUCUGGUACGAAAAGAUAUGUUUAUAUUAUCGGGCCCGACUGGAAAAUGCAAAGAAGAUGACGAAAAAAAUUAAAUCUUUGUCCUGCUGUCAGAGUGUCAGUAAUUUUUGUCUUCCUUGAAGUUGGUUUAGGUAUUUCCGUUAUUCGUGUUUAGUGACAUCUUUGUCUACACCUCAUUGUUAAAACACCGUUCCAUAAGACAUUUAAGUCAUCAUCGCCUCUGAUUGUUCAACUACCGAUGUUCAAGAAAAAAAUCUCGCUUGAAACACUGAACAGUAAAUAUAUGCUGUAAUUAUGUUCUUCCUACUGUGUGUAGUCUUGCCAUUUGACGGAAUACUUAUGUACGAUACGCAACUAACUCUGUCCCGGCCGUGUUUUGGUUGUAAAAGUGU
Molecule: messenger RNA, 1627 nt
Organism: Paramacrobiotus metropolitanus
Lineage: Eukaryota; Metazoa; Tardigrada; Eutardigrada; Parachela; Macrobiotidae
Product: calbindin-32-like
Exons: 11
Coding region: 158-1309 (383 amino acids)
Biological process (GO): regulation of cytosolic calcium ion concentration
Cellular component (GO): cytosol; neuron projection; nucleus
Molecular function (GO): calcium ion binding
Source: RefSeq, a predicted model, not a curated record